GAUCCCGGAAGUGAAAUGUUAUUUGUCGACACUCAAACGUGGUAAAAGUGCACUAGAUAGCACACAGAAACCCUCCGCACUACACAGGGGGUAGUACACACUGAGCGGUCACUUGAAGUCAUGAGCUCCGGGUUACUGAGGCUGGGACUGCUGCUCCGUCCUGUCCGGCUACUGUCCAGUCACACAGAAUGGAGAAGACAUUAUUCUGUACAUAGCGGAGCUCUCGAGCGGGCUGUAGCAGCGUUCCGCUCGGUCAGCGGUGAUGACGGUGUGUCUAUGGGUUUAGCGGUGCGAGAACAGCAUGGGAGAGACGAAUCGGUGCACAGAUGUUGCCCCCCAGAUGUUGUUGUGUUCCCUCGGUGUGUGGAGGAGGUCAGUGCUCUAGCCAAAAUCUGCCACCAUCACCGAUUACCCAUCAUCCCCUUCGGCACGGGAACGGGUUUGGAAGGAGGAGUCGGUGCGGUGAAGGGUGGUGUGUGUUUCAGUCUCAGGAAGAUGGACCAGGUGCUGGAUUUGCACUCGGAGGACUUUGACGUUUCGGUGGAGCCUGGCGUCACACGCAAAGCUCUCAACUCUUACCUGCGUGACACGGGCCUCUGGUUCCCUGUGGACCCGGGUGCCGAUGCGUCUCUUUGUGGAAUGGCGGCCACCAGUGCGUCAGGCACUAACGCCGUGCGCUACGGCACCAUGCGUGAUAACGUCCUCAAUCUGGAGGUGGUGCUGGCAGACGGGACGAUCAUACACACGGCAGGCAAGGGGCGGCGGCCAAGAAAGACAGCAGCAGGUUAUAACUUAACGAACCUGUUUGUGGGCUCUGAGGGGACGCUGGGGAUCCUGACCAAAGCCACACUCCGGCUAUUUGGCAUUCCGGAGAGCACGGUGUCGGCCGUCUGCUCCUUCCCGUCGGUUCAGGCGGCCGUGGACAGCACGGUGCAGGUCCUGCAGGCCGGAGUGCCCAUCGCUCGCAUCGAGUUCCUGGACGAUGUGAUGAUCUCUGCCUGUAACCACUUCAGCUCUCUGUCCUACCCGGUCCUGCCAACGCUCUUCCUCGAGUUCCACGGCAGCUCCAGGAGUCUGGAGGAGCAGGUGUCCAUCACAGAGGAGAUCACACGGGAGAACGGUGGCUCGGACUUCGCCUGGGCUGAGGAUGAAGAGACACGGUCACGGCUAUGGAAAGCUCGACAUGAUGCCUGGUAUGCCGCACUGGCAAUGCGGCCGAGCUGCAAGGCGUACGCCACGGAUGUGUGUGUGCCGAUCUCCCGUCUGCCUCAGGUCAUAGUGGAAACCAAAGAUGACCUCAUCAGACACAAUAUCACAGGUCCAAUCGCAGGUCAUGUUGGAGACGGGAACUUCCACUGCUUAAUUGUGUUAAACCCAGACGACCUUGAUGAGGUGCAGAGGGUUCACAAGUUCACACACAGACUGGCCAGGAGGGCUCUGUCAGUUAACGGGACGUGUACAGGAGAACAUGGUGUGGGUUUGGGGAAAAGGACUCUGCUGCGAGAGGAACUCUGCCCGCUGACCAUGGAGGUGAUGCAGGGCAUCAAAGCCACACUGGAUCCCAAAAACCUCAUGAACCCUGGGAAAGUCCUGUAGGUGACCAUUGAGUUGUGGUCUCCCGAGCACAGAGGACAGAGCGAUCAUGAGUACAUCACUUCAUUUUAAAUGCUAGGUUAUAUGUGCAGAGUUCUCGUUAGGACAUCAGUCCUACUGAAAUGGUUCUCAAGACUUCUUGAUUGUUAUUGUCAGGUGUUCAAACGGUCAUUUUCUCUCUAGCCAGGAGUCUGAGUGUAUGACCUAUAAUCAAAUCAAAUCAAAUGCAAUGCAGUGACAGGGUAUUUCUGAUUUAUAUAAAUGGUGGCGAUUCAUUUCAACAUUUAAACGAUUCACUAAAUUCACUAUAAAUGGUGGUGAUUUGGUUAAGACUGUAAAUGAGUCCCUUUAAAUGCAGAUGAUUCAGUUUACCCUUUAAAAAUUUAGCCAUAAAAGGCAGUGAGUCGAUUCGGCUUUCAAAUGAUUCACUUGAAAUGGCACCGAUUCGGUUUAGCCGUGAAAUGAUUCACUAUGAAUGGCACAGAGUCAGUUUAGACUUUACACGAUUCAGAAGAAACGGUGUCGAUUCAGGCUUGAAAUGAUUUCCUAUGCUCUUCAUUCACCUGUGAAAAUAAAACAUCUAGCUUUCA
Hemibagrus wyckioides is the source of this 2183-nucleotide messenger RNA. It is a transcript of the gene ldhd, whose product is annotated as lactate dehydrogenase D. The record is from RefSeq and is a predicted model, not a curated record. Gene Ontology annotation, cellular component: mitochondrion. Gene Ontology annotation, molecular function: D-lactate dehydrogenase (NAD+) activity; FAD binding; D-lactate dehydrogenase (cytochrome) activity. NCBI's taxonomy places the organism in Eukaryota, Metazoa, Chordata, Actinopteri, Siluriformes, Bagridae. Gene Ontology annotation, biological process: lactate catabolic process. The coding region runs from base 121 to 1596 and encodes 491 amino acids. The transcript is spliced from 12 exons.